AUGACGGCGACAGAGGACGCGCUGGAGACGACGCGCCUCGUGAUCAUCUGUACGGCUGCCGUCAUCUCGUCUGUCGUUGCUGUCGUGCUGUUUCGACGGAUACCAGACCCUGGCUACAGCUCGCGUGGAAGGGGCCGAGGACGCAGUCGAAGCAGGAAGCCGCCGUUACCUCCUCCACACGCAACAGGUCCUGCGCUCUUCUAUUCGGUCAUAAUGACGGACUGGUUAUUCUCGGUCACAGGGGCAAUCAAUCAGUCGAUGGACAUGGUCAUGGGUGGAGGUGUGAAGGUGCGCACGGUAAUUGGCGCUAGUAUCGACUCUCUAUAUCACAUCAGCUUCCUAGUAUCGCUGCUCUGGGGCGUCGUACUCGCGGUCUUCGUGCUGCGAACACAUCGCUGGGCACGUGGCCACGCAGCCACCAGUCCACCCAUGAAGAGGUUCCCAGUACGGACGAGCUGGCUGACAAUCUGGACCAUCGGACUCGGCAGUGGACUGCUCUCAACAGCGCGACUACAAGCUCAUAUCACGGACAACGACGCGGCGGAUAUGCUUGCGGAGUGCCAGCGUUAUUUGUAUAUAACAGUGUACGCACUCUCAGCUGGCUGUGUGACUGCAGCCAAUGCUGUGCUGUUCGUACAGAGGAGACGCUUGAACAGCGUGGAAGAACUGGCUGGCACUGCUAUUGCAGAUCCAUCGCUCGGUAACAGCGCAGACAACGCGGCUUUGGCAUCUACCAAGACGUGGGAAUUGCAGGCUCAACAGGCGCUUCGGAUAGCUCACGAGAAGCUCAUGUACUACUUCCUUGGUGUGCAGAUACUACAGCUUCCGAUGAUGCUGUGCUACGUGCUGGGCUUCGACUCGAUCAGCUACGCCAUUUACGAAGUGGCAGACUGCUUACUGUUCAGUGUGCCGCUGCUUAACGCCAUUGUCUUUGGCUGGCGACAUCUAGGAGAACCGAGAUUGUAUGACGACGAGUUACGUAACAACGGAACAAUAUUACAGUCCAGUAUCAACAGCUCACGCCACGGAGAACGUCAGCGAGAUCGGAUGGGCACAGGACUCUUGGCUGGGAGUGGAAACAACGGCGCUGGGAAUGUCUUGGCCUCGUCGUUCCGGACUGUUUUUGGCAGCAGUGCAGCCAGCAGCAAUAACGGCAAGGAAUCGAUGAAAAGCACGUAUGUGGGCAACGAGACAGUGACUCUUGAAGAGCUGAACGGGCUGUCGAACGUGGCGUUCAUUGCUGAAGGAGCAGCUGGCAGUGUGUUCAAGGCGCAAUGGCUGGGAAUUGAAGUUGCAAUGAAAGUUAUUAAGCUUCCUAAUGUAGGUGCAGGUGGCGUGGCGGAUGCGGAGCUGUACCGGACUAUUAUCCAGAACUCCGAGGAAGCUUUCAUUGAAGAAGCCAAGCUUUGCUCUCGUCUGCGGCAUCCGAACAUCACUCUAUUCAUGCGUGCUGGAUACUUCGAAGGCAAGUUGGGAAUCCUGACUGAAUACUGCUCACGUGGCAGUCUCAAGGACGUCCUUAAACGUCAUUUCCCGCUCAGUUGGCGACGUAAAGUGGCGCUGGCUCUUCAUAUCUCCAAGGGGCUGACCUACUUACAUGCUCACAAUCCGACGUACAUUCACCGUGACCUCAAGGCUUCGAAUAUUUUGGUAACCGAGACGUGGCAAGCCAAACUAGCAGACUUUGGUAUCUCCAAGGUGUCGAACUUCGUCAACCGUGUGCGAUACAGCGAGCGAACUGUCAGUCUAGCAGAGCAGAACCCCAGUGUCUCGGACGAACUUACGUCGUUUGCUGGUACAUGGCGUUGGAAUGCCCCCGAGAUCCUUCAAGACCCGCACAACUGUCGAUACAGUCGUGCCACAGACAUGUACUCGUUUGGUAUGGUGCUGUGGGAAAUCGCUUCGGACGGUGCUGUUCCUUUCAGCGACACGAAAUUCGACUUUGAAGUCCGCGAGAAGGUGCUAGUAGAGCAGCGUCCACCGAUUAAUCCGCGCUGUCCACAGCGGUUUACGCAGCUUGUUGAGGAGUGCUGGGCGCAGAAUCCUGCGCUUCGUCCAUCUGCGCCACAAGCCGCCGAGAUUCUCAACACGAUUCUGGACAAUAUGUCGAAAGACUCGAACGAUUUUGCCACGAUGGCGUCUGUGUCGGGCUCCGAGUACACGAACAGUAUCUUUUCUUCUUUGCGGAAUGGCGAUGGCACUUCGGAUCUGGAGCAUCGACCUAGCUCGUUCCUGGGUCAGCGUAUUACCAACUUCUUCCGUGGUCGCUUCUCUGCUCGUAGCAGCAGUAGCAGCGCUAUGAGUGGGGAGUACCAUGAUCAUCUGGAUAACGAGCACUUCUACAAGUUCACGUCUCCGUAUGCAGGUGUCGAGGGCAUUAGUAUGCUGAGCGCUCGAGGCAGUGCAGCUGUGGAGUAUAGUCCAGCGAACUACGAGACGUCGGGACUCCCUAUCGUCGGCUUGCCAAAUGAUAGUCGUCGUGGCGAUGGACUCGUUGGUGGCCGGCUCUCGUCGCUGGAUGAGUAUGACUUUGAGAUGAAGGAAAACCCGUCGGAUGUGUCGACGACGUUCAGUAGAAGUCCGUCAGAGGGCGACGCCAAUAUGCUGCCACCAUUCCGCAAACCCAGUGCCAGACGUGAAGAUGUGCGGCCAAGUGAAGACCCUCGACCAAACGAAGAUGAAGCGGAGUUCGUGCUCGGUGCUAAUGGACGGAUACGCCACCUACAGUACUAG
Molecule: messenger RNA, 2733 nt
Organism: Phytophthora infestans T30-4
Lineage: Eukaryota; Oomycota; Peronosporomycetes; Peronosporales; Peronosporaceae
Product: protein kinase
Exons: 1
Coding region: 1-2733 (910 amino acids)
Biological process (GO): protein phosphorylation
Molecular function (GO): ATP binding; protein kinase activity
Source: RefSeq, a predicted model, not a curated record